Bipolaris zeicola 26-R-13 is the source of this 1206-nucleotide messenger RNA. RefSeq lists its product as uncharacterized. The record is from RefSeq and is a predicted model, not a curated record. Gene Ontology annotation, cellular component: mitochondrion. The coding region runs from base 1 to 1206 and encodes 401 amino acids. Gene Ontology annotation, molecular function: RNA methyltransferase activity; RNA binding. Lineage: Eukaryota; Fungi; Ascomycota; Dothideomycetes; Pleosporales; Pleosporaceae. The transcript has 2 exons. Gene Ontology annotation, biological process: rRNA methylation.
AUGAGAAGAGCACCACAGGAGCGAUUUGGUAGAGAACAGUUUGCGCUUACUCGAAAUGUGGCAGAUGGGCAUUCUUCUGGAUCACGAUUUUCUCGUCACACAGACACAAGAGCAGCACCAAGGGAGCGAUUUGGUGGAGGGCAGUCUAGCGAGGCGGCUGGGACAAAGAGUAGGACAGAGGUUCAAAGAAAAUCGGUGCAGGGACCAGAAUCACUUCCCUACACGACUGCCGCUUCAGAGUUCAUCUAUGGCCACUCAAGUGUCCUCGCUGCAAUCAAAGCAAACCGACGUAAAUUCUACAAGCUCUAUGUGCACUCUCGGGGCGCGAGCAGAGAUGGGCUCAUGUCUCAGAUCCGAGCCCACAAGCUUUUCCCAAUUACGGAAGAGGUAGGAGACGAGUAUCUGCGUGCAAUGGACAAGGCCAGCAGUGGGCGUCCGCACAACGGCAUAAUCCUAGAGUCAUCACCACUUCCUGUUCUGCCCAUUACAGAACUCAAGAUGGGAUCCAUUCAAGACGAAAGCUUCAGUGUAGCGCUUGGCAGCCAGAGUGCUGAAGAUGUACUUGUCAAUGGCAAGCAGGAGCUAUACACAUACAGGUCACGCGGCUGGAGACAUCCACUAGUGUUGUACGUGGAUGGAGUAGUUGACGAAGGCAAUCUUGGGGCCAUUGCACGGUCGGCCUAUGUGUUAGGCGCAGAUGCCAUUGCGACCCCGACGCACCACACGGCAAACUGGAGCCACAUUGCGGUCAAGGCCUCGGCAGGGGCCGCUGAAGCGAUGCCGCUGUUCAAGGUUGGAGAGCCCACAGAUUUCCUGGGCAGAAGCUCUAGAGCAGGCUGGCGGAUAUACGCGAGCGAUGCAGUGCCGCGCACUCUAUCUAGUAGCAUGUCAAGUGCCGAAGCCACUGAUAUGGAGUGUGGCGGGGUUGUAUACACCAUGGCUCGAAGCACCAAACGGCUUCCCUCAGGCCACAGCCCUGUAGCAGAGCAUCCUACGAUAGUGAUGAUGGGGGCUGAGGGUACGGGGUUGAGGGCCAGCCUGUUGAAUCUGGCGCAUUAUAAAGUGGGUAUUCCGCAUGGUCGCGGGGUCAACGAGAUUGGUGUGGACAGUCUGAACGUCAGUGUUGCAGCCUCUAUCCUCUGCUACGAGAUGCUGCAGAGGCCAAAGGCGCAGCCGAAGCGUGAUGCAGAAGAGGCUCUCUUCUAG